CCUCUCCGACAGCAGCGCAGCCCACGCAGCAUCACCGCAUGCCCAGAGCCCCAUCGUUGUCGUCGUCCUUGCCAAGCGCAUCGCCAGUGGCAGCUGCAGUGGAGCUAGCCAUCGGCGACGAACCGGCCUGUUCGUUCGAAGGCACUACGCUACGAGCCGGCCGGCGAGCUGUCAACGGCGCUUCGUGGCCGCUCCCGCCGCCUCGGUCUACGACGCACGGCCAGUGUUGUCGCCCCUUUGUGUUUGGGUGCUUGGGUAUACCAACUACACCGACAUGUAGCAGACAGACGGUGCACCGAAGCGAGGCCAAGGCUCCUCCGCGACUCGGCGGACCGCCCACCGCAUGGUGUGAUGACUGUUGCGGUGUUGCAGCCGACUCGCAAACGAGCGACACCCUCCCAACUCUCGUGUGGUGCCCGCGUGAGUGUACGUCUUACGAGUUCCCGGCAAGCAGCGCUAUCGGAAGCAAGUGCGCCGCCGUCACGCGACGACGACCUGACGUGUUUACCUGCCCUAAGACGACGCACGCGGAUACACCGAUCUCGCGUGCCGCUGCACGAGAUGCGCCUCUUCCCCCCAUUUCCUUCGGAGGCAGGUGCGCGUUUGUGACUGUUCGAACCACACCGUCGCCGUAAGCCCCGUCAUUAUUGUGUGGAUGUGUACCUGUGCGCGUGCGGAGUCGUAACAUUGCGUCAAUCAGUGUUGGUCAGUCGUCCGCCGGCCCCAGUUUUAACGCGAAUUUCGCCGCACUUGGUCUGUACUGUGUCAGUCGGCGGAUGUGCACGCGCUCGAGCCAUCGUCGUGGAAUACGUGUGCUCUGUGAGUAGACACUUAACCGUGCUAUUCCGCAAUCUCCGAUUGACUCUAUCGGGACGAUAGCUUCGCUUAUUGCGUUAUUCGGCGCGUCGAGUGUCAACGUAGUCAUCGUGCGGCCAGGCGAGGAGCGUUCCUUUCUGCCAGCUCGAGGGCUUUCAAUCCUGACCACCAUCACCGCCUAUGCCUAAGCCGAGACUGCAUGCCUCGCACAGAGAGCACAGGGAACAGGGAGAGAGUAGUCUGGAGAAGAAGUCGCCAAAAGAUCCGCACCGCCACCAUCACCAGAAAAAGACAGAUGUCAAGGAUAAGGCGGCCGUCUUAGUGCACGAAACUUCAAGUCGCGGCCAAAGUCUGCUGGGCGGCGCCAUCAGUGGUCCCACGCGUUCGGUACACGAUUGCUGCGGCACCUACACAGUGCAGUAUGUGAGCGGUGGAGUGCGAAGACAAGCUGAACUGAAAGUACCCGUGCUUCAGCUCAUGGACGUUAUUGCAGGAGAAAUUAGAGUCAUGACGAGUUCACAACUGCCAGGAGAGGACUCCAAGGCAAAGCAGCAAAAUGCAGCUCCUGUGUGCUUGAAGCAUAAAGUGCCUGCAGCUAGCGACACGAAGCCCAUUCCUGUCAGAGUGACGCGGAAUCAUUCGCCUCCAUUCUGCAAAGCUGGCCUAGCUUGCAAGAGGCUGCAGAAGAAAGUUGCUCCAAAAGAAAACAGGUUGCAAGCUCUGCAACAACAGGAGAUCUAUGAAGAUGUUUCUGAUGUUCCACUGGAAGAGUACUGUGAUGCAAGUGGUAGUGCAGACUCCACACAAGCUAAUGUAUCAACGGGUGCAGCUGUGAAUAAACCGUGCCAACCUCCACAUAAACAGCACAAGGGUGCACCAUUAGAAAAGGGUGCAGCUGUGAAUAAACCGGGCCAGCCUCCUCACAAAAAGCACAAGGGUGCACCGUUAGAAGACUAUGAGGACAUCUCUGACACGCCUCUCGAUGAGUAUGACCCCUCGGAUAAGCCGGUCCAAUCUGCAUCUGUUGCCGAUGUCACAAAUGGAAAAGUGGCUAAGGCUCAUGGCAAAAUCGUCGGAUCGAAGCCUGGUGAUAGCACAAGCAAAAAAUUGGCUCCAAGCAGCAAAGUCUUGGUGAAUAAGGCUGAAAAGAAGGGACCUCCAGAAGCACAGAGUUCCGUCAGAACAUCAGCUGCAGAAGUGCAGCCAAAUGAAGCGAAGUCAAAGCUCACUAGCAAGCCAAGUGCUUCCUCGGCUUCUGGCAAGGACAUGGUCGAAAAGAGAGCAGUUAAACGACCUGGAAUGCCAUGCAAGGACCAUGACACUAAACGAGUGAAAAUUGAUGCAGAUGCAGCUGAAGACAAGACUGAACCGGGGGCUGGCACUGCCCAGAAAAGCAACAGCGGCUCAUCACUCACCAAGAAAGCAUCACUAGCCAAACCAGCAAGCAAACUAUCACCUUGUGCCAAGAAUAUCACAGCAACAUGUGGCUUAAAAGAAACUUCUACAACCAAGUUAAAGGUUGGUGUAACUGAAACAGUAGCAAAAAUUAACACUGCUACCUCUAGUGUUGAGAAAAAAAACUGCCUGCAAGCAUUGAAUAAGGCAGAACCAGACAACCUAGUGAAGAAACCAAUGUCUUGUGGCAAGAGCAGUUCUGAUGUUUCUACUAGCAACAUUUCUAGAAAAGUUCAUGUAUCAUCCGCUCCUAAAACAGCUAAGGAUGUGACUGAGACAAAGGUCAAGCAUGCUAGUGAAGGUGCCCAUGGAAACAGCACUCCGUCAGUAACUAAGAAAGUGUUGCCAAGUAAACUAGAGAAGAAACCAGCAUCUUCCAUGAAGGGCAACUCUGACAUUCCAGCAUGCAAGUCUAGCUGCUCAAGCACCCCUACAAAAGACUCGAUCACUGCAAAGAUUGUUAAAAGUGUGACUGGAGAAAAAGUCAGUCCAUCAGUUACUAAGAAGGCACUGCCAAGCAAGCCAGUGUCCUCUCACAAAGGAAGUCUAGAUGUGGCCAAGUCUAGUAGCCAAAGCAUUUCUACAAAAGCUGCGUUGUCUACUCCGAAGCCUGUUAACGAUAAAGCAAAAGUGAAGCCUGUUAACGAUUCAGCAAAGUUGAAGGUUAGUUCUAGUACGCAUGUUUCAACAAUGGCAAAGGAGGCAUCAAGCAAACUUGCAAAGAGACCUGUGUCCUCUGCCAACACCACCUCAGAAGCAUCUGCGGCUGCAUCCACCAAGGCUUUGAAAUCUGCAAAAGAAACGCAGAGUUCUGACACAGCAGCCAAAGUUGAUAAAAAACCUCAGUCUGAUCUGAAAUCCGAGCACAUAAAACAUGCCAAUGAUUCUGGGUCGUUCUCGAACAAGGGGGCUGUUAAAAAUGUAAAUGCAAGUGGGAGCAAAACGAAGCAAUGCAGCAGGACUGUGGCACCUGCCAAGGACACUCUGGAAAGGAAGCCACCAACGUGUUCUGCCAGCAGCACUGAAGUCAAAAUCAGCCGUUGCAAGCUCUUCAGCAAGCGAAAAUCCCCAGAACGUUCAUCCAGUUCACAAAUUCAAGCAGCAGCCGGAAGGCUUAAAAGUGCUCCAGAGUGCGACGGGAAUAAGCAACAGGGCACACCUGAAACUCUGGCAGCUAAACAAACUGAGCAGGUACCAAAAGCAGUGAAGACACAGCCAACAGAAAGCACUGAAUCUUCUCUUAGUGUCCCUGACAGCGCCAAAACUACUUCACCGUCCAGCACUUCUAAGGGGCUCUGUGAAAGCAAAAUACAGAAUUGUCACUCAUCGAAUAUCCUCAAGGUUAACGCUGCAGAAGUAACGGGAGAACAGAGUAGUUUGCAGCACUACACAGUGUACAAAGCUUCACCUAAAGCCACAGAAGUGCUAACCGAAGCGGUUGCACCAACGAAAGACCAUGUAAGCAAGGGGCCCACCAGUGACAUUGCAGACACUGUUUCAGAAACUGCACCAUAUGGCACUGACAGUACAGACAAGGAUAAAAGUUAUCUGCAGAACUCUUGCGUGCCUGCAGUGCAAGAAGUGCUGGCUGAAGCCCUAGAUCAAAACGCUACCCUUGUUGUAGCUUCUCAGGAUGUUGAAGCACAUGUCGCUGGUUGUGUGGAAGACUUGGACAUUGGUUCAGAAGUGAAAUGCCAAGAUGCCUGUCCAGCUAAAAACGAGUCGACCAUUCACCAAGAUGAUGGACACAAGCUGCAACAAGACCCAAGUGACACUGCUGGCCAGUCACAAAAAUUCACAGUGCUUACUGCUACUCCUGACGGCACAUUCCCUGGUGAAUCUACAGUCAAUUCCACGUACCAUCCAUUUGGCCAGCAAGACAAAAACACUUCACAGGUGGUUCAUGAUGUUGCAGGUUUAUUACAUGAACCAGGCAAUACUGAAGAAGAACAAGACAGUGCCUUGGCAAGAAUCAGCACCUCUCCUGCACCUUUGCAAAAGGGCCUCUUUCAAGCAGAAUGCUGCACUCUUCCAUCCACAAAGAUGGAUGUGGAUCCUCCAACCAAAACAGAAUUUAAUGCAGGCUCCUUACCUGAGCAAAGCAGUGUCAAACACGCACAAGAUGGCAGCAGCGUUUCACCACCAAAUAAGACAGGUAGUGAUGCGCUUGUCUUGAGAGAAUGUGACAAGGCUCGUGAUGUGCUCUUGGAAGGUGCUAGUCCCCCAAGUCCUGCUGGUGACAUGCCAGCUGGCACCACACGUGAUAGUGAAAUGCCUUCCAGUGUCAUGCAAAAGGGCCUCUUUCAGACAGAAUGCAGCACUCUUCCAUCCGAAAAGAUAGAUGUCGAACCUCCGGCUAAGACAGAAGUUAGCGCAGGCUCUUUAACUGAGCAAAGCAGUGUCAAUCAUGCACGAGAGGGCAGCAGUGUUUCACCAGCAAAUAAGACAGGUAGUGAUGCGCUUGUCGUGAGAGAAUGUGACAAGGCCCAUGACGCGCUCCUAGCAGGUGCUAGUCCCCCAAGUCCAGCUGGCACGACACAAAGUGAUGGUGAAAUGCCUUCCAGCGUCGGUCAAAGUGACUCACGAGACACAGAUUUGGGCACAACUUCGUCACAGGACCCAGCAAGUAACUCUUUUGGUGCGGACAAACAAGGUGCACAUGGUGUGAACAGCAGCACACGUCUGGCUAGUCAAGCUGGUCUUCAGCAGAUAGACCAAAAAAGGGUCGCUUUAUUACCAAAACCUCUCUGCGAUGCCAAAGUGGCGAAAGAAGUUUGUGACAGUGCACCGCUUGAAGUAUGUGAAAGCAGUGCCAACAAAGUGCCAAAAACAACUAUAGUAGCUACGUUGAAGCUUAAUGGUGAAGUGGCUAUGGGCACUGAAAAUCGUGACAGCUGCAGCAGCAUAGCUGCCAGAGGCAGUUUCCAAGAAUCGGAAGAACCAACAUCAAGCCCAAUCCUUCCUCAGCAGGACGAUGCAGCCGAAUACUUGUCACCAAGGCCAACUGGUGAAAAAGAAAACAAUGAAAAAUGCAUUGGAACCUGCCAUCCUGCAACUGAUAAGGUCCUACGACAGCCAGCAGAAGAUUCUGGUGCAGUUUUUCAAGAAGAGGAGUGGAUCUCCGACACAGUCGCAGAGCUGCCACAAAAGUUGCACGGUGAAGUUGCUGACACAAAAAAUGAUAGCAAUGAAGGUUGCAAGAAUAGUGAUCAGGUUCAAGCCCAAAAACCAAGCACAGCCUCUUCUCCCAUGAUCGAAUUGGGUUUAGCCGUGUCCCAACGGCUGCUUGACACCACAGUAGGCGGCGGUUCCGACAGCGAUCACCAGCAAAAAGAGGCAUUGAAAAAUGCUCUGGCUCAAGAACCACAGGGCAAUGUUAUCAGUGCAGCAUCGUCGCUGAGACCCGAUACUGAUGGCGAGAAGAGUGAUGGUGGAAACGCCUUUCCAGCCAGCAAGAGUGGGUCUCAGCAUAGCAGAUAUCAAGAGCUCACAUAGCAAGUGCUCAGAUUAACACUGGACCAAGCAGGGGCAACACCAAGCCAAGCCAUCGUAGUGAUGCAUUGUCAACCAAUGGAAUCAGUUCCACUCAGGUGGCAGACACUUCCUCAACCGAUGAAACUAGCUCCGCACAAAUGACAGACUCUUCGGAAGAACCAGAAAAUGUCCCCGAACAUGGCAUUGCAGUCGUAAGUGACCAUGAUGCUGCAGUGUCC
This is a messenger RNA of Dermacentor silvarum, 5984 nucleotides long. RefSeq names its product muscle M-line assembly protein unc-89. NCBI's taxonomy places the organism in Eukaryota, Metazoa, Arthropoda, Arachnida, Ixodida, Ixodidae. The record is from RefSeq and is a predicted model, not a curated record. The transcript has 2 exons. Bases 997 to 5766 code for a protein of 1589 amino acids.